Molecule: messenger RNA, 1176 nt
Organism: Pezoporus flaviventris
Lineage: Eukaryota; Metazoa; Chordata; Aves; Psittaciformes; Psittacidae
Gene: APOOL
Product: apolipoprotein O like
Exons: 9
Coding region: 29-853 (274 amino acids)
Biological process (GO): cristae formation
Cellular component (GO): MICOS complex
Source: RefSeq, a predicted model, not a curated record
CGUGCCGGCUGCAGGCGCCGUCGCUAACAUGGCGGCCAAGGUGGCAAAGCUGGCAGCUCUUUCUUCGGGUCUGCCGUUUGCAUGUUUUACUGUGUAUGCAGCAACAGAGAAGGAAUCAAAAAGCCAGCUGGUGAAACCAGAUCAGCUACCAGUUUACUGUCUACCACCUCUGAAAUCGAAAUACAUUGAAGAACAGCCUGGUUACUUGCAGAAGCAAUUCUCUUCAGUAAGACAGACAACUGGCCACUAUAUUGGAUGGUGCAAGGAUGCUUUUCUCUUUGUUAAAAAUGGAAUCAUGGAUUCAGUUCAAUUUGGGAAAGAUGCUUACAUUUACCUGAAGAAUCCACCACCAGAAUUUCUUCCCAAUGUUGGUAUCAUUACAAUGUCAGGCUUGGCAGGCCUAGCGCUGGCAAGGAAAGGUUCUAGAUGGAAGAAAAUUGUUUAUCCACUGGGACUUACUGCUUCAGGGAUUUCUGUUUGUUACCCAGCUCAGUCAGUGGUAUUUGCUAAGGUGGCAGGGAAAAAGUUGCUUUCUGCAAGCCAUCAAACCUAUGGGGCUUUGCAAUCACUGUGGGCAGUAAAUGAAGGUGUCACCAAGAUGCAGCAAGAGUCAAUAUCAGUUACUGGGGAAGAUAAGAAAAAGAAAGAAAUUUCUAGUACAAAACCUGAGUCUGCUAUUGAGUCAAGAUCAUUUAACAGAACAGAAUCUUCUCCAGUAGAGUCUUGGAGUAACGAAGAUCCAGUGCCUUCAUCAGGACCAGUGAAGACAUCAAAAUUUAAGCCUGAUCCAAAACUUAUGGACCAUGGUCAAUCCAGCCCAGAAGAUGUGGAUAUGUACAGUACUAGAAGCUAAGAGAAAUAUGCUUACAAACCUUUGCAAAGUGUUACAGAUAGGGGGAGGGAAAGAAGAGAAGGAAUAUUCCUUAUGAUACGUGCUCUGUGAUGUAUAAUUUCAUCAGGUAUUUUCUUAUAUCCCAGUUUGUAUUAUUCACUUACAUGGUUCUUAGUGGAUGUUUUGUUUCUCACUACCUGUAAGUGGUGAGAGUUCACUCAUUGUCAGUGUUGUUAGUGAGACACUGCGAAAGUGACCUUUGUCAGGGUCUUCUCACAGUGAGGUUUCUCUUUGCCAAGCUUGUUAAUAAAUGUCACUUCACAAAGGAUACUUGAAAAUGUAAA